CGGCGCGGCGCCCAAUUACCAAGACGGGCCACUAGCGCGGGUGCGACGCGACCCUUGUCUCGCCAGCCAGCCAGCCCGGCGCCCGCCUGCGGAUUGCCAGCCGCCGACGCGCGGGGGCCGGUGCGCCGGGCGAAUGGGCACCUCGGCCGGCUCAACGACGGCCCGACCCCCGAGGCAACCGCGCGGCGCCGGUGCCGAGGCGUCGUCCCCCGUCUUCCUCAACGUCUACGACGUCACCCCCGCCAACGGCUACGCCCGCUGGCUCGGCCUUGGCGUCUACCACUCCGGCGUCCAAGUUCACGAGGUGGAGUAUGCGUACGGGGCGCACGACGGGGCCAGCAGCGGGAUCUUCGAGGUGGUGCCGCGGCGCUGCCCCGGGUACACUUUCCGGGAGUCCGUGCUGGUGGGCACGACGGACCUGACCCGGGCUGAGGUACACGCGCUCAUGGCCGAGCUCGCUGCCGACUUCCCCGGCGACGCCUACAACCUCGUCUCCCGCAACUGCAACCACUUCUGCGACGCCGCGUGCCGCCGCCUCGUCCGCGCCCGCAUCCCGCGCUGGGUCAACCGCCUCGCCAAGAUCGGCGUCGUCUUCACCUGCGUCCUCCAGGGCAACGGCAGGGCUGUCGGCAGCAAGGGCAAGUGCCCCGCCGGCGGCAUCAGGAGCCGCUCCGCGCUCCAGGAGGCCUCCGCGCCGCCGCGGGCGAGGACGUUCUUCCGAUCCCUCUCCAUCGGCGGUCGCAAGAACCUGACUCCCCGACCGCAAUCAACCUCCCAACCGCCGCCGGCACCCGCCUCGACGUCAACGUCGUCGGGCUCCACCACGUAAUUGCGCCAUUUUUUCUCUCCAUUUUUGUUACAGUUUUAUCUGAUCUUUUUUAACUAAACAACUCUGUGCAUAUAGUAUUACUUUGUUCUGAUUUAAGCCU
Phragmites australis (common reed) is the source of this 929-nucleotide messenger RNA. Its product is annotated as deSI-like protein At4g17486. The record is from RefSeq and is a predicted model, not a curated record. Bases 134 to 829 code for a protein of 231 amino acids. The transcript is spliced from 2 exons. Gene Ontology annotation, biological process: protein deubiquitination. NCBI's taxonomy places the organism in Eukaryota, Viridiplantae, Streptophyta, Magnoliopsida, Poales, Poaceae. Gene Ontology annotation, molecular function: deubiquitinase activity.